Messenger RNA from Exaiptasia diaphana, 3343 nucleotides. Its product is annotated as protein BTN1. Bases 275 to 1561 code for a protein of 428 amino acids. Gene Ontology annotation, cellular component: vacuole; membrane. The transcript is spliced from 2 exons. Lineage: Eukaryota; Metazoa; Cnidaria; Anthozoa; Actiniaria; Aiptasiidae. Gene Ontology annotation, biological process: regulation of intracellular pH. The record is from RefSeq and is a predicted model, not a curated record.
UGUGAUUAUGCAAAURAUGACCCUUUUGUUGUAGUGGUGUUCAACCGUUGAGUAGCACUAAGAUGCAUGAUUGAAUAUGUAAAUUGCAUYGUCUCGACUUGCAGUGAUWUUUUAGAUACAAAUCUCCAGUACCUUCAAACAUUUUAUGAAGCAAUAASUACGAAGAAAUGUCAGUGGUCUGAUCRCUAACAUCACGGAUUACGGUCCCAAAGCUUGUACACCUUUUGUUCGGAGAAAAAGAAGUGUGAAUUCAUAACAUAAUUAGAUAUUGGUAAUGAUGGAAUSGUCAGCAUCAAAGAAAGAUGAACACGGUAAAGACAGUAAAGUUCUUCACAUUUCCUUUUUCGUCUGGGGAGCUCUUUUGUACGGGUUUGAAUCAGUUCCAUCCUCUGGGGCACAAGAUAUUCUUGCUGGCACACAACUGCAAACGUCGACAGUAUUCAUCUGUUGGAUAUCUGGGACUCUGAUAGGAGUUGCAUUGGGGCCUUACGCCUUGAUAAAGAUUCCUCGCAUAUUAUCGACUUCACUUACCGUUCUUCUUAUGUUUUCUGGAGUUCUUAUGAUUGGAAUUGGUACUAACGUAAAUACUAAGUUAAUUGGCGUCGCUCUGAAUGGCCUUGGAACUGGUUUUGGUAAUUCAGCCGUUCUUUCUUUUUCAACGUUAUUUCGUAGUGACCAUAUUCGACAAGCUUAUUCGUCUGGAACAGCAGUGGGUUAUUUGAUUGGAAUAUCGUAUUAUGCAGCUAUGACGACAUGGAUCUGUGUGUCUCCCACAAUAACCCUUCUUAUCAUGACCCCGUUGAGUCUUCUUGCCUUUCCUUGCUUUUACGUUAUUAAUAAAAAUCUUGACAUCAAGAUCAGUCGCAACGUCAUCUACACCAAACUUCAAAACUCAAGUGCAAGUGGCACAGGMGAGAAAAUCGACAACAGCAAAGUGACGAUCAAGACUAAACUGUCCGCCAUUAUGACUUUGUGUAUUUAUAUUGCUGCUCCUACUUUCUUAGGAUUUUUCUCAGAAUACCUAUUAAUACAAUCAAUGGUGUCUACYCUAGCCUAUGAAAACUCUCCUUUUAGACCACGUGACCAUUUUCAAUAUUAUUACAUAAUUUUGUGGUUUGGGGAGGUCAUCGCAAGAUCCCAUCGUGCAAUUCUUGGAGCAAUCAACGCCAAGUACCUAUACACCGUCACAUUAAAAAACCUGUGGAUUCUGGCUAUCAUUGAAGUUUUACACAUGCUAGUUCUAUUUUGUGAGGCCUGGUAUCGCUUUCUGCCUGGUGUUGGAAUAGUUCUACUUCUCUGUUUUACKGCAGGUGUUUUCAUAGGUAUGCUUUUUACAAAUUCUAUGGAACUCCAUUACUGUAAUCUUCAAGAGAAAGAAAGGGAAUUUGGGAUGGGGCUUUCUAUCGUUCCAUUGACCUUAGGUAUUCUAGUCGCUGGAUUAUUGGCUUUUUCGGUGGAAAUCCAACUUAAAGAACACUGUACGGCCACCUUGGCCACCUAUGAAUAUUGUUCUACAAGAUCUUCAUCUUUUAAAGACGUAGCCUUGAAAUGUGGAACCUAAAAAUGGUAGCCUGAGAUAAACUACCAAAGCAAACAGGCAAUGACAGUACUAUGUUGCUAGUUGUUAAUUAUGAUAAUACCAUGAUCUCGGAUUCAUUGAAUAAAUUAAAUAGAGGGAAAUUUAGUAAAAGACAAAAGAAUCCUUUAGAACGAUUUCACAUAACCGGAUAAAAAAUGCAAAUCGAGAUCAAUUUAUGCUAAUACACAUUACGUGAUGAGAAAAGCUUGUAUCAAAUUGCUGUCAAUGUUUGCAAAAACUAGACACAAAAAUGUUUUGAUUUUUUUUAAAUUUCACGUUACGAAGUGUUACCUUAGUGUGCACGUUGGAAUGUUUKUAAAAGCAAAAAAAUGUUUUAUUAGUGCAAUUUUGGCUGCUUAUGUUGUCGUUUUAUUCAUUUUUAAAAAGCUUAAGAGAACUAACGUCAGUGAGCUUGAGCGCACGUUUGUCUUAGAACACUGGAAAAAAUCAUUUACAUCAAAUUUACAGAAUUCUGGACACUUACAUCAUAUUUACAUCAAAUUUACAACCUUUAAAGCGCUCGAUUUUUUCCAGUGAAUGCUACCAAAAGUGCAAGGGGAAUGACUGGGAUAGCGUUGUUGCGCUGUGCAAGGCAACGAUAGUCAACACUGGACUCCCAGAUCGAGUUGUUCAGUUUUACUUUGAGAGUGGUAAUGAGCAAUUUAUCACGAAGACUGAGCGAAAGGGACAAUCAAAAAGAUCAUAUCUGAUCCAGUACACACCACAGCACAGUGCAAAUCAAUUCGGUGUCGAAUGAAAUUGUGACAAAACGACCAGAACCAGACGAUAAUUCAACACAAGAGUUAGAAAUGAAAUAUGCAGGCAAGAAGACACCYAAAGAGAGGAGAAAGGAUGCCGUGAAGAAAAAGCUUGAGUGUGAUUUUGCACGUUUGUUAUGAUUUAAUUGAUAUUUAAAACAUAUCUGUACGUCAAAUAAGUAAAGUGUUCAUCAAAUUCCUCGUUGUUCCACGUGUCAAAUCGUGUUUUGCGAAUUAGCAUAAAUUGAUCCUCAUUAGCAUUUUUUAUCCGUUUAUGUGAAAUCGUUCUCUAGYUGUGAUCUACCUUAAUCGGCAGCCAAUGUGAAUCGAAUGUUGUUUUCGAAAUAUUGCAAUGUUUUUGGCACAAACGCAUCCAUACAUAUCUCAUGUUCCAGCUCGGUUUUCUGUUUCUGAAUGAGACGUGGCUGUCUGACAAGUGUUGUUGUCAAAAGCACAACAUGCAAACAAGGCCGGUGAAGGUUUGAUUGCUAAAUAUUUAUUUUUGAGAUAUUAAGAUAUUUUGCAUUUCGUAAUCUUUGAUCGUGCUUUUUAUAAUAAUCACUUAUUUUCUCGUAUUCUGAUUGGUUGAUAUCCAUUGUCGAUAAGAGCACAUGUUAUAGUGCUAGUUAAUAGUUAACUAAUGUAAUCGGAGAGUUGCGAUGAUUGGCAAUACAAAAGGAGAGCAAGCGAACGCAUGUUUAUGUAGUCUUAUGUAGUACUUUUGUAAGUUGCUUCACCAAAAUAAAGAGUAUAGUCUGAAGCAUUGGGGUCGUUCGUAGAGGUAUAACAUAAUUUGGCGACCACGCCAGGACGGCAUCUACGCUGAAAGACGCUGACGAAGAUUAUAAAGACGGAAAGACCACUCAAGAACCAGUGAAUUACAGUCAACUCCAGCGGAGAAAGAUAGCGCUUUACCGGCAGUUAGAACCCCCGUAACAGCCAUCGAAGGAGUAGGAUUGAUGCUAUGCUCAUUCGGAGCGAGGUGAGUGGCCAAAACCAAGGAAUA